Molecule: messenger RNA, 807 nt
Organism: Angiostrongylus costaricensis
Lineage: Eukaryota; Metazoa; Nematoda; Chromadorea; Rhabditida; Metastrongylidae
Source: the annotation of a GenBank genome assembly
AUGUUCAGAGAACACAUUGCUGAGGCUACCAAGUGCACUUUUCUAUUAAAAGUUCGUGAUCGCCAAACAGAAGAAGAGUUAUUAGAACCUGAGCCGUAUACGGCAGUUCUGUCACCAAAUGAGCGAACACAAGGAUUUAAGGUACCGCAUAGUUCCGGUAUCGGCACCACAUUAGUACAAGUUUAUCACACUUCUACAUAUGCGGGUCGCAUGUGCGAAAUCACAACCACGUUAUUUAUUUCUCCAUCGCAGUUCAGAAUCACGGAAUGGGACCAACUCGCUCAGCCCACUCCACUCCAUACGGAUUGGCGAUUUAGACUACUUGACGAUAAGUCCUCCCACAACUUCGCAAUCGUGUGUCGUGACGGACAGAUGUUUGCAUCCAGAGAAGUACUCUACUUUUCUUCUCCAUUUUUUCGUGAAUUCUUCAAUGGAACGGGACGAGAGGCGGAGAAAGUGGAAUUUUUUGAUGUGGCUGUCGAAGCUGCAAAAACGGUCAUAGCAUACAUGGUAACGUCGACCUUUUCGGCACCCGCGUCCUUCUCUCCAUCACUCGCAAAGGAGAUCUACAAUCUCGCGAAUAGGCUUGACGUUAUGCAACUUAACGGUUUAAUGGUUGCAGUGGAAAAACUUAGUUACAUGAACGUAAUUGAGCAUAAUGAAGAGAUGAAUGUAUUGAUCGAGUGGUUUCUCACAGCGCAUGAAUGCCAUAUGAACAGGUUACAAAAUGCGGCCGUCGCCUAUCUUACGACAUAUCAUCAAAGGCAGUACGUCACUGAGUAUGGUGAUGGAGACGUAUGUGCUUAA